CAUUAUCAUCAGGUAGACGAUUGAAUUAUUGGUGGUGGUUAGCAUCAACAACAACAACCACAAUAAUAAUGAUGAUGAUGAUGAUAAUGGCCACUGAUGCAUAUGAACAUUUAUAUAAAUCAAAAUUUAAUAAACUUCGUCAUAUAACAUUACGUGAUGAUGCAUUUUGUGAAGCAUAUCAAGAAUAUCGUGAUAAUAAUUGUUUGGCAAAAUUAACAUUUUGUUCACCAUUAACUGAUGAACAAACACUUCAAAUGAGACAAAUUCUUUGUGGACCACGGUUUAACCAGGAAGUACAACCACCACCACAUAUACAACCAGAACCACCUGAAUUUAAUGAUUCAACUAUUAUUGAUCCUGGGACAUUAUCGCUGAUACAUGAUUAUCCACCACCAUAUUUUUUAGAUGUACAUCCUGCACAACCAAAUUCAUUUCCAUGGUUGGCUGCAAUCUAUAAUAAUGAACGACGAUUUAUUUGUUCCGGUGCAUUGGUUGCACCAAAAACUGUUAUUACAUCGGCACAAUGUGUUACCGGUAUUAAUGGUGGUGGUGGAACUGGCGGUGGUGAAGGAGGUGGUGCAGGUGGAGAAGGUGGUGGCGAAGAAGGUCAACGACAACAAGAACAACCACCACCCCAGCCAUCAUCAGGAUUUAUCGUUCGAUUUGGUCGUCAUAACCUGAAUGUAUCAAGUGUUUAUGAUAAAGCAUAUGAAUAUGAUGUCGAAACGAUUGAAGUUUCACAACAAUUUGAUCGUCAAACAUUGGAAAAUGAUUUUGCCAUCCUGAAAUUAUCAAGUCCUGUUUGUAAUUUCAUACCAAUAUCAUUACCAAAACGUGAUGAUUGGGAAAAUGGAUAUUAUUUUGGUAGCCGUGCACCAGUUCUGUAUGCAGGUUGGGGUUUGGGUCAUUAUCAAAAACCAUAUCUUCGAUCAUUAUCUGGCCAUCUAAUACCGAAAGAUUCAUGUUCAAAAAAAUUUAAUUGGUCACCCGAUCAAUUAAGUAGUAGCCAUCUGUGUGUUAAUCCACCAAUUAAUGUUUGUGUUGGUGGUAUUGGUACACCAUUAGUAUCAUAUAUUGGUGGUGGCGGUGGUGGUAAUUAUCAUCAACAACAACAUUGUGUUUUGUUAGGCAUUUUAUCAAUGGGUAAUCAUUGUAAUACACCAAAAUUACCAUUAAUAUUUACAAAAGUAUCAUCAUUUAUUGAUGAAAUUGAAAAAUUUAUUUUGGAUGAUUUUCGUUCAAUGAAUGAAACAUCACCAUUAGAUGAUUGUUUACGUUAUAAACAUUAUCAUCAACGACAUCCAUAUUUUCUUUAUCCAUCAAUUCCAACAUCACCAAUUUAUCAUAAUGAUCAUGAUGAUACUGAUGGUAAAUAUAGUGGCGGUGGUGGCGGAGGGGAAAGUGGUGUUAUCGAUGUUAAUAAUAAUGAAUAUCCUAAAUCACAUACAAGAUAUUGAUUGAUCUUUUCGUAACCAAAAAAGUUUAUUUUUUUGAAAA
Dermatophagoides pteronyssinus (European house dust mite) is the source of this 1497-nucleotide messenger RNA. RefSeq names its product proclotting enzyme-like. The record is from RefSeq and is a predicted model, not a curated record. Gene Ontology annotation, biological process: proteolysis. NCBI's taxonomy places the organism in Eukaryota, Metazoa, Arthropoda, Arachnida, Sarcoptiformes, Pyroglyphidae. Gene Ontology annotation, molecular function: serine-type endopeptidase activity.